Messenger RNA from Harpegnathos saltator (Jerdon's jumping ant), 3168 nucleotides. RefSeq names its product SWI/SNF-related, matrix-associated actin-dependent regulator of chromatin, subfamily a, containing DEAD/H box 1 (gene Etl1). The record is from RefSeq and is a predicted model, not a curated record. The transcript is spliced from 12 exons. Lineage: Eukaryota; Metazoa; Arthropoda; Insecta; Hymenoptera; Formicidae. Bases 219 to 2762 code for a protein of 847 amino acids. Gene Ontology annotation, molecular function: ATP binding.
ACUCGCGAGGUUACCGGAUGUCGAUGAUUCUCGUUUAUGGAGAUUGGACGUAAAACACCGUCCCGCCGGAUAUGUAACGGUCUGAUCUUCUUUCUGCGUACGCCGACUACCCCGUAGCGCUCGCGACUCGCGACUGCCCUGAAUGCACCUGUCAGACGGCUUUAAAAGUUCCUCCACGAAAAUGCAUUUUCGCCACGUUCCCACGUCCGAUUGACGCAAUGUCCGAAUCGAAUUCGCCUAAGACAGACACGAGCAGCUCCAGCCUUCUGCGGCGCUUUCGGUUUCAAAAGAAACAAACGAAGGCAAUGAACAUGUCUGAUGAUGACAGUAAUUUGGUAAGUCCUGAUAUACAAGUGCGCCGUAAACCUGUAAAUCGCAUUGAAGACAGCGACAGUGACAUUGGCAGUCCAGCUAAACCAACAAUCUCAAGUUCAGACACUAAUGCCAAAGGUAAAGAGCACAAGCUGAAGUACCUGACAACGUUGUAUCCACAGAAUGAUGCGUUGCGUAUACAAGAAGUACUUAUUAGUACUAAUUGGAACAUUGAAGAGGCAGAAGAGACACUUAGAAAUAACAAGAAAAGAACUUCUAAAGAAUCUCCAAAAGCUAAAAAGAAGAAGAGGAGAAAAUUGAAUGUGGAGGAAGAUAUAGAUGUUGAUUCAGAUGAAGGAAAUUAUAAAGACAAAGUAUUUGAUAGCGAUGAGGACACAGAUGUGGAGAUAUCGAAUGAACUCACAGGUGACAAGAAGGCAGUCUUAGAGUUUAUGCGAACUGCCAUGCCUUCAGAAUUGCUGCUCAUGUCACAAUGUUCCCAGAAGAGAGCCAAUGCCAUUGUAGAAGCAAGACCAUUUGAGGAUUGGAAAGAUUUAGUGAAUAAGUUUCAAAGUACAAGAUACUUAGAUACAGAAUUGUUAAAUGCAGCUCAGGUGAUACUAUCGACGCGUCAUGUAGUGGAGACUCUAAUGAAAAAAUGUUUGCGUUUGUCUACUAACAUGGAGAAAGCUGUGUCUGCUGGUGCUUCGACUAUAACUCAGCAGCCGAAGGAUCUGUCGUCAAAUUUAACAUUAGCUCCCUACCAAAUGGUUGGCUUGAAUUGGCUUGCCGUUAUGCACGCGCAAAACGUGAAUGGUAUAUUGGCCGAUGAAAUGGGCCUAGGAAAAACAGUGCAGGUGAUAGCUUUCCUGACAUAUUUAAAGGAAGCUGGUCUCAUCGACGAGCAGGACGGUCCUCAUCUGAUCGUCGUCCCCAGUUCGACUAUAGAAAAUUGGUGGAACGAAUUAGAGAGAUGGUCACCUAGCUUGAAAGUUGUACAAUAUUAUGGCUCUCAAGAUGAACGGAAAGAGAUGCGAAUGGGUUGGCGAAACGGUGAUCUCGAUGAUGUUGACGUACUGUUAACCACGUACAGUUUAAUUUGCAGCACUCCGGAGGAACGUAGACUAUUUCGCGUUAUGCCGAUUAACUAUGUUGUGUUUGAUGAGGCACAUAUGCUGAAGAAUAUGAGUAGUGUUAGAUACGAAAAUCUUGUCAGAAUUAAUGCUAAACAUCGCAUUUUAUUGACUGGAACCCCUCUACAAAAUAAUUUAUUGGAAUUGAUGUCUCUAUUAAUAUUUGUAAUGCCUUCGUUAUUUGCUGGCAAACAAGCCGACUUGAAAAGCUUAUUCUCUAAGAAUUCCAAAAUGCCGAGUGACAAAAAAGAUAAAGACCAACCAUUGUUCGAGAGGGAACAAGUUAAAAAUGCGAAAGAGAUUAUGCGUCCGUUCGUUCUUCGCCGACUGAAAGCUGAAGUUCUAAAUGAUCUGCCUUAUAAGAAAGAUGAAAUAAUACGAUGCGAAUUGCUCAGCAAGCAGCAAAGUAUGUAUGACAGAUUAAUCGCGCAAUUUUCAGCCGAGGCCAACGAAAUCACAGAUGUAAACGGAACCGGCAUAAUGAUGCAGCUAAGAAAGCUUGCCAAUCACCCUCUCCUCGUGCGUGAUUAUUACGACGAAGAAAAACUCACGAUCAUAGCAAAUAGAUUGGCGAAAGAACCGGGUUAUAAGCAGAAGAAUCCUAAAUACGUGUUCGAAGAGUUGCUCUGGGCGUCCGAUUACCAAAUCAAUCAGAUGACACGAAUAUACAAAAGCGUGGCCGGAUUCGGUUUGCCUCAGGAACUUAUUCCUCAGGCCGGUAAAUUGAAACAUUUGGACGAACUGCUACCACGUUUGAAAAAAGAUGGUCACAGAAUUCUUAUAUUUAGCCAGUUUACUAUGGUAUUGGAUAUACUCGAAGAAUAUUUGACCAUUAGAGGACAAACAUUUAUAAGGCUGGAUGGUAGCACACCUGUAACUGAGAGACAAAGCCUGAUCAAUGAGUAUACGCAAAAUUCAAGUAUAUUCAUAUUCCUAUUGUCCACAAGAGCCGGAGGUUUGGGGAUCAAUUUAACAGCCGCGGAUACUGUUAUUAUUCACGAUAUAGAUUUUAAUCCGUACAAUGACAAACAAGCGGAAGAUAGGUGUCAUCGAGUCGGGCAAAAGAAACCGGUCACUAUAAUUAGACUAUUGAGUAAAGGUACAAUCGAAGAAAGCAUGUAUGAAAUAGCUCAAGAAAAGUUACAUCUGGAACAACAAAUCACUGGGAACGAAGAAAAUGAAGGUACAGAUAAGAAAUCUGUCCUAAAAUUAUUAAAAAUGACCAUAGGUCAGGAUGUUCAUAAUAAAUCUCUAUCAUCAGCGAAAAAUGCAAGCAAAGGAUCUGACGCACUGGUGCACGAUGAGAAAUGUAAAUAAUUAUAAUCGCUAUUUGUAAUUUUGCUAUUUAAAAUGCAACAAUGAUCAUUUUUAUAUAUUCCGGUCUCACGGUACGAAGGUCAUAUUCUGUACGCUUCGCGGAUGCUAAAUAUUCACGUAGAAAAAAAGUGGGAAUUAGAAAAGCGUAUGUUAUGUGGUAUUCGCUUAUGCGUCCAGAGUAAGGCCUCGAAAGCACUGAGUUGUCGUAAAUGUAGAACCGAAAUAGAAGAACAGAUGUUGAUGAAAUGUCGUCUUUUUUUACUUUGAUUCAAUCUCAAUUGAGUGUAUACAGCACGUUAUUUGGAAAUUUUUUUACUUGUAAGAUGCCCUGCGGAACAAUCAGUUUUUGUAUGUCUAUUAAAUCAUUCCUUUAUUUAUCUACACAAUAUAUAUAUGUGUGUGUGUG